Molecule: messenger RNA, 2629 nt
Organism: Parathielavia appendiculata
Lineage: Eukaryota; Fungi; Ascomycota; Sordariomycetes; Sordariales; Chaetomiaceae
Product: carbohydrate-binding module family 21 protein
Exons: 3
Coding region: 235-2541 (768 amino acids)
Biological process (GO): regulation of glycogen biosynthetic process
Cellular component (GO): protein phosphatase type 1 complex
Molecular function (GO): glycogen binding; protein phosphatase 1 binding
Source: RefSeq, a predicted model, not a curated record
AUAAUCCGAGAAGACGGUUCGCUGCUUGGGUUUACAAGAGUUAGACUUGUUGCUGAAAUAUUGCCAGUCACUCUUGCCCCGGCUUCAUCCUGACUCAACACGUCCUCUGUACCCUCCAAGAGUCGACGUCGCCAUCCAUGAGCCGCGCCUGAGAGACCCGGUUCCAACUCCACUCUUUCGAGCCCUCCCUGCUGUGGAGCCCGCUUCGCUUAGGCCAAGGUCAGUGCGUGGAAAAUGCCAUACACGCCUCCGUCCAACCGGUCACCGGCUUCAACGGGUCCUUCGUCCCCUGAAGGAAGCCGGCGACCGUCAUUCAAUCAACCACAAAGCGCCAGCCCGCGACCCGUCCUCCCGCGAUCAGCAUCGUAUCUCACGAGGCAUCGAAGGACGCCGUCGGCCACGCCACCCCAUGAGAGCCCACUCUCACCCGAGGCAACAUCAGAAGAUUUGAAGAGCAUGAUGGCAGGGAGUGUGCGCCAGUCACCGCCCCCAAUUACCGGCGACCGUCGGAUGCCUAACGGCGCAAUCAUGUCGCCCCCCGACUCGGCUAGUGACGACGACGACUUGCCCGCGGUUCGCGGUCGGCAGAUUGAGAAUCUGAAGGAGCUUCACGACGCUCUCAGCCAGAUUCCCCACCAGAGGGCACGUCUUCCCUCAAAUACCACCAAGGACGGACCCGACGCUGGCGAUCUGCUGGUCUUGCCGGAUCAAGCUGGUGCCCUCACUGGGGGUAUACAUCACAGUUUCAGCACGAGCUCGCUUGGUGACAUCCACACAGGGGCAAACCGGCGAUUUACCCAUGCGAGGUCGGCUACCGAGCCGCACAUUCUGAUCAGCCGGUCGACCUCGGGAUCUGAGGAGGAUUCCGAUGGAGAGAGGCGGGAAAAGCCCCAGAUGGUGCGCAAGAAGUCUGGCGAACUCGUUCGGCCCGCCCUGCGUCCCGCGACCCGUAGGAGACCGUCUAGUGUGCCUGGUACCCCGACCUUCUCCAAGGCGGUACACUUUGACUCCCACCUCGAACACGUCAGGCAUUUCCUUCAAGUCGACCGGCCGCUCGCGGUCAGUGCGGGCUCAUCGCCUGUUGAUAACUACGAUAGCGAUACCGAGUAUCCGUUCAAGGGAGAUGAGCGGGCGACGGCGCGCACCCCUCCGUUCGAGUGGGAGAUCACCAUGACCAACUUCCCCGUUGAGACGCCAGUGCGCAAGGCACAGUCAGUACGUUUGGAGCGUGUUUGGCUCUCGGUUGAUCAAAAGUCGCUUAUCGGGUCGGUCGCCGUGGCCAAUUUUGCGUUCCACAAGGUGAUUGCCUGCCGAUUCACACUCGACUAUUGGAAGACGACUUCCGAGGUGCUCGCCGAGUACGUCUGCGAGAUUCGCCCUGUUGAUACGCCUCACAGCCAGGACAGAUUCAAUUUCACCAUCAAGUUGUCCGACCUGGCCAAUCUGGAGUCCAAGACGCUGUUCUUCUGCGUCCGGUACAACGUAAACGGCCAGGAGUACUGGGACAACAACAACGGCACAAACUUCCAGGUCGACUUUCGCAAGAAGAUGCUGCCACAGAACGGCAAGAAGGGUGUUAUUGGCGCAGCUUCCCGCCCGCUCCACGGGCUACCUAAGAGCAAUCGCCGUCCUGGCCAGAAGACGAAACCGGCCGCUCCAGCUCCUGACGAGUUCGGGGACAACCAAAAGGUCAACUUUUCCAAGUCGAUACACGACUACCUGGGGGAGUCGGUGCCCACAGGUCUCAGGUUGAAGGGCGUAAAGAGCGCCGGCGACCUCCCCAGUGAUAACCUGUCAAACGGGCUGUCGGGGCCUAGCGGCCAGUUCUCCCUUCGGUACGAUUUUGGCAACUCGCUCAGCAAAGCCAUCCAGAACGCCAAGAACGAAAUGGCCGGAAAGCCAGACGGGUUGUACAUGAAAUCCAGAAAGAAGGCGGAGAAUCCGGCUCUGGCCAAGACCGACAGCAUGACUGGCCAGGUGUCCCCCGUGAAGGUCGACUCCGCCGUUACUAAACCAUCCACCGGUUCCCCGACCGCCAAUUCUCCCAAUGCCGGCAUCUCAUCCGCUUCGUAUCACGAAAUUGUCAACAAAUGGUGCUUUUACGGUUCUAAGCCGAAAAGCGCUCAGCUUAAACAGGCCCCAACCAGGGGCGGCCGCUUUGAAGGAUCCGACGACAGUGCGAGCAGCACGGCAAGCUACGAGGGCAGCCCGGUCCAGAUGAGCAACUACUACUACUCGCAUAGCGGUACUCAAUAUCAUUCGCUGCUUCCGCCCGACCAUAAUCCGUACUUCCCACGCGUGCCGAUCCUACGGGCCAUGGGGGAGUCGCCCGCCGAGACGCCUCUCGAGCGAACGGGGAGCUCUACAUCAAACCCUACGCCAGCUCGGGUCGACGUUCAGCCUGCUCAGCCGCACACCGAUGCAAGGGAUUUCGCCUCACUUGCCGGUACGUCGCCGGACGCAUAUCUAUAUCAGCACACGCCUGAUCGUUUCCCCUUUUCUGGGCCCGAGACUUAUUCUUCGGCGCCCAUUAGGGGUUGACUCUUCAGCACCAUCGACUCGUCCGGACGACGUGGGUGGUACAUCGACAGAUGGGGAGUGCCAGCUCGCCCUCUUUAGUACAUCUAGC